AUGUCGCGAAUGGUUGCUGGAUGUUAUACCCAGAGAAGUGUAACCAGGUUUGACAAGCAAAAAACCAGCAAUCCCAAUUCGUGGACAUUAGUGGACUCAGGAGCAGAUGCGAACUUUGUAUCCCACACCUGGGCAUCCAAGUGCCUUUCAAAGACGGAAGGUAAACCAAAGGUUACUCAGGCAGUCGAGCAAGAGUCUGCAUUUGUGGAGCAAGCCAUCCCUGGAUCAAAUGCUACUAUCUCAAUCCAAGUCAGAAGCCAGAAAGAUGGGAAAAAACGAAAACCGAUGUGGCAUGGUUCUUCUAAAAGGAAAGGGAGAACCUACUGA
This is a messenger RNA of Histoplasma capsulatum G186AR, 327 nucleotides long. RefSeq lists its product as uncharacterized. Bases 1 to 327 code for a protein of 108 amino acids. The record is from RefSeq and is a predicted model, not a curated record. Lineage: Eukaryota; Fungi; Ascomycota; Eurotiomycetes; Onygenales; Ajellomycetaceae. The transcript has 3 exons.